ACUCGGUUUGCAUGUACUGAAAGUCAUCUGUCUUCUGAGUCAACAUUCCUGGCCUGGUAAAGAACCUGAUCAGGGCUCUGGUGAACGAGCUGUAGCACCUCUUCUGCCUGUGAGCGAUUUGUCACUUCCUUCUGUAAGACUGGCACCAGCAGAAAUGCAGUCUCAGAGGAUCCCGGGGAGAAAGCGAGGCCGACCCCCACUUCACUCAACACCUAUGAAGAUGGCAGUUCAUAACCUUUAUUCUGCUUCAGCUGGUUCUUUACCAGCAGUGAAGAUCCCAAAGAAAAGAGGGCGGAAACCCGGGUACAAGCUCAAGUCUCGGGUUCUCAUGACGCCUUUAGCCCUCUCACCCCCGCGGAGCACGCCGGAGCCGGACCUCAGCUCCAUCCCUCAGGAUGCAGCCACCAUACCCAGCUUGGCAGCGCCACAGGCUCUCACAGUCUGCCUCUACAUCAACAAGCAAGCCAAUGCAGGGCCGUACCUGGAGAGGAGGAAGGUACAGCAGCUCCCCGAGCACUUUGGGCCCGAGAGGCCGUCGGCUGUCCUGCAGCAGGCCGUGCAAGCGUGCAUCGACUGUGCCCACCAGCAGAAGCUGGUCUUCUCCCUGGUCAAGCAGGGCUACGGUGGUGAGAUGGUGUCAGUCUCCGCGUCCUUUGAUGGGAAGCAGCACCUGCGGAGUCUGCCCGUGGUGAACAGCAUCGGGUACGUCCUCCGCUUCCUUGCCAAGCUGUGCCGAAGCCUCCUGUGUGACGACCUCUUCAGCCACCAGCCGUUCCCCAGGGGCACCAGCGCCUCCGAGGAAGCCCCUGAGAGCCAGGAAGACAGGAUGGAGUCAGCAAAAACGGUCACCACUGAGGAGUGCCUGGUGAACCCUGCGAGCAUGAACCGCUACAGCGUGGACUCCUCCUCCUCCGCCUUUAGCCACAGGGGCUCCCUGCCCACCUCCUCUUCGUUGUACUGCAAGAGGCAGAACUCUGGAGACGGCCACCUUGGGGGAGGCUCAGCCACCACAGUCGGUGGUCCCCAUACCAGCCCCAUGUCCUCUGGAGGCCCCUCAGCACCUGGGCUGAGGCCCCCUGGCUCCAGCCCCAAGAGAAACGGGACCUCUCUUGAAGGAAACAGAUGUGCCUCAAGCCCUUCUCCGGACAGGCAGGACACCCGGCGGCCAAGGAGCAGGAACCCCUCUACCUGGUCCGUGGAGGAUGUGGUCUGGUUCGUGAAAGACGCAGACCCGCAGGCUCUGGGGCCCCACGUGGAGCUCUUCCGGAAGCAUGAGAUUGAUGGCAAUGCCCUCCUGUUGCUGAAGAGUGACAUGAUCAUGAAAUACUUGGGCCUAAAGCUGGGACCUGCACUGAAACUCUGCUACCAUAUUGAUAAACUGAAGCAAGCCAAGUUCUGAAGGUAUUUAAAAGACAGAAGCAAAAUCCAGACAGCAGACCUCCAGAUCAUCUUCUGCCUUAACAACAUUUGCCACCAUCACAAAGAUCCUCUCCUGAAAAAGAACAGCCACAAAGACUUGGUCUUUUUAUAAAACUCAUGCAUCUUGACCUUUUAAAAAAUUCAACAUGGCCCUUUUGAAAGGUUCUUCUGUGUUAAUGAUUUGCCAAAAAAUUACAAAGAAGCCUGUUACUUUUAACAUUUCUGGUAGGUUGGUUGCUCUUAGGGUGGGUGCUGUUUUUAUAAUGAGACUGUGGGGAACUGAGUGCUAUCACCCAAGGAGGGCACUGGAGACGUCCAAGGAUGUGAGAAGAACCUUUGUCCCUGCAGGCUCUGCGGGGACGCCCACCGCAGCACUACCUGUCUUUAGCUCUGACUUGGGGACCCUAUCAUUGUCAGCCUUGCUUAAUUCAGCUCUGGAAGCUGUCUUCUGAGGAUAAAUGCCUCACCUUGCACUAUCUGGAAAACUUGAAUUCUUUUGCUCUCUGAAAGAGAAGGAAAAAAAAUCUUUUCUAUUCCUAGUUAUCUGAAGUACUGUCUUGCCCCACUAGAGGGCAGACUGCUAAUGUAUUUUCGGGACCCUCACUUCAGCAGCCUGAUAUUCAGUACCCAGUGGAUGGAUUAGGGUUUCUGUGAACAAGACCUAGCCUACACAGACACAGGGAAUUUAUUCCACAGUCAGCACCACAGAUUGCAACGUGGGAAGAAACCGUCUUCUAGAAGGUUCUAGUUCAUAUCCAAUCAUUACUGACUGACUGAGGUGCACCAGCAGCAAAGUCAAGAAUUUGGAAGCACGUUCUUCCCAGAUGGGGCUUUGGAGUUCCUUCCCUUCCAGAGUCCUUACUGAGGUGUCGAUGUAUUGGCAUGCCGGAGAGCUUAGUGACAUUUAGCCAUGGUGUUUCUUUUAAAAAGAAGAAAGAUGUCUCUACUAAGCUUUGAAAUGGGAGAGUGUUGAUUUCUAGUUACAUUGUGGGAUUAUAUAGUUGUAUGUGUGGCUAAUUUUAAUAAUAAUAGCAUGUACACAGCCAUGCUAUUAUUGGGUUUAAUUCAAUUUACAAAUAGGUUUUCCUUUCUCACCGUGGAGUAAUAGAAAAAAAUUGAUUUCUACCCUUUUGCAGCUGUGUCCAGGGACGGACAAUGAAUCCACAAUUUACUAGGCAGAAGGGCAGCCUUGUCUCCAUUCUUCUUUUUAUCCUUUUCCUUGCUCUCUCUCCCUGUCUCUUUUUUCCUUCCUCUCUCACUGAAUAGGAAACAUAUCUUCAAAAUGAUUUCGCCUUUGCCUUGGGCAUGUCCUCUUCCUUAAAAAACAUCCGAAGUGUUGUAGGGGAGGAGAUGAAUACUAGACUUUGUGAUCUCUGGGAGAGGGAAGAUCAAGGGCCACUCAGGGCCUCCCUUGGCCCAAAUGCAAACCAGAAAAGGCACACCAUCCUCAGGAUGCAGCCUGGACGGGCGUCUUGGCCAGUGAGUGGAGCAGGGUGGGAUUGCAGCCUUCUCACCCCUCCACCAGGUGACCUUGUGCAGGACAAGACCUGUACAAACUUGAGGGCAACCCUGGGUAGAUUUGUAUAUUGAUCCUCUAUAAAUCAGUUAGAACUUGGAUGAGGAUCAUAAGAAACAUUCCAUGCCAUGCUCUUAGACCCACUUUGAUGAGUGAUAUUUGAGAAAGAACAUCAGAGCAAAAUCCUUUUUAGACACGCAAAUGGUGGCGGACUUAAAGCGUGACAGAAAAGGGAUAGAGCAGAGUGUCCGAAAACUGUCCAUGGAACUGAGCUUAUCAGGCUGUGGAAGAGCUGAAUGUCGGUUGGUCCCGGCACCUGACAAAACUACCCUGAAUCAGGCCUUGGGACAGCGUCUUCAAGAUUUUGAAACAAUAAAUUGACUCUGUCCCUCAAAGUUUGUAAAUCGUGAAGUGCUCACUGCUGAUCUGGAGUUAGAUAGUUGCCCUCAAAAAACCAUGGAUAGUGUAUAUAUUCAGAAUGGCCAGUGUGAAAACAGUGAGAUCCGGAAAAAUCCCACAACAGCCUAUGUUUCUCACUCCACCAUUUUUGCUCAAUCCUCUGAAACUUGUGGUGCCUCUUGCAUCCACAUAUACCUCAUAUAGAGAUUUUCAAAACUUUCUACCGUUCUUAGUAGUGCCUCCCUCAGUACAAACACAUCAACAUUGGUGCCGCCAAAUCAAAAUCAUCUGCAAACAAUGUCAAGGAGAUACUCGGAGUAGUUUUCAGGGGAGACAGAUUUUCCCAUCUCAAGUCUAGGAGAAAACUGGGUCCACGUUCAUGUGGAACUGCCCUCACAGAGAUGCUAUCUCAUUUUGCAUUAAACUUUAAGCAGGACAGAUUGCUGAAACCAUGAUAUUUAAGGUUUGACUUUUUAAAAAUCUCAUUACUCUUGAAAUGAAUGCUGCCACAUCAGAGAAUAACCUAAGGAGGAAAUUCUUCCUUGCCUGUUUUUGCACUGAAAUGCAGUUAGCCGACCAAAUUAUUGUUGCAAUACUGCAAUUAAAUUAAUUUUCACCCCUUUCAAAAAUCUUGUCAAACCAGGCAGCUAAAUAGCUUAGCAAAUGUAAAACAUGCCAGGCCAUCUCCUCUAAACGGACCUUACAGAGUCAUGCAACGUGUGUCAUUCUCAUCUGAAUGGGAGCUUAUUUGGCGGCCCUUGAACUUGUACAGAUGUGUUACUUGUUAUUCCAUGGCAGUAGAUUUGCUCCAGGUUGUGGUAAACAAUGAUAUAGUUUUGCAUAAUUUCAAAUUAGUGUGUGUGUGUGUGUGUGUGUGUUCAUGUUCCAAACAUUUCCAAUUACACUUGUCUGUUAAACACUUUAAAAAAAAAAAUCUAGAGACAGUUCUAUUGCCUAAGGCAUUUAAAAUAUUUUAUGAGGCACAUUAUUCCCUUUGUGAAGACUUCAGGUAAAAGAAGUGCAUUUCGUCUGUGUGUGUGCGUGUGUGUGUGUGUGUGUGUGUGUGUUUCCUGACACUGUAGUGGGUGGGAGUGUAUCAGCUUUUGCAUUUGCUUGGUUUCAAAUGCCUUCCCAGCUUUGUAGCACUGAGGCAGAACCCUCUCUAGGCUGUUACUGCGAAGUAUCCCCUCUAACACCAGCAGGGUGCGCCCUGGAGGCAGCUGGGGGACAGUGCUGGGGUUCUGGGCCUGCCCAGGUCAGGUGCUAACUGGACUCACCAAGCCAGCCCAGGCUCUGCUCCGUGUCACUAAGGGGACAGGCCUCGCCAGGGAGCCCAGUGGGCUGGUUUAGUGCCCACCGGAGCUAUACCACGCUUCCAUCAUUUCCCUUCAGCAGGGCUGCCUCGUAUUUUCCUUUACAGCAGGAGAAAGGAGUGGGGAGCUCCUCAGGAAAACCAAAUAGGAUAUUAAAAUACACUGGGGAGGAAUACUGCAUGAGAAGGAAACAGUAAAGAAGGGAAGACAAAAAUAACUGUCCUAGGAAGACGAUAAGAGAGCACCUCUUCUAACAAGCCCAACCCUUUAAGCUACAAUAACCUAUUUUUGUAUUUAUGUGCUGUAUGGAAGAUUUCUUAUUUUUUUUAAAUUAAAAGUAUGUUUUUUUAUUACUUUCUGAGAUUGUUUUAGGAGAAUUUUGUCAUAGCUCUGAAGAUGAUUGGAAGUGCCCAGAAGUGACCAGGGACUUGAAUUUAGUCAUUGUCAGAAGGUCCUGAAAGAUGGAGAUACUCUGCUUUCUUUCUAAAGAACUAGCCAGGUUUCCAUAUGCGUGAGCGGGAGGUGAGUGCUGUGUGACAUUUGCUCUGAUCCGGUGCUUUUUCAACUCUUCUCCAAUGGGCUUAAGAGGAGGAGGAGGAGAUGGGACUCAAGUUUUUUUCCCUUAAACCUCAGAUAACAAGACAGGCAAUUGGGAAGGAGGAGAUGAUUUUUCAAAACUGCAAUAUUUUGUUAAGGAGAGGGAUGAACACCUGUCCGUGGGCAUGGUUUAUUUUUUGUUACAAACUCAUUCCAAGAACUAGGUAGCUGCCCAUCUCUGCUGUGGUCUUGCCACGUGCCAUGUUCCCCGUGGCAUGAGAUGACCGUGCUGAGAAGCCCAGCGGUGAGCCCAGCAGAUGGUCCGCUGUCUAGAGGUACAAACAGCCCUGUUCCCAUCUUGUGAUGUCACCCCAGUGGCUACUUUCACAGGACUCCCGGCCGUGCUGCCCCGGGAAGAGGGCUGGGAGCCUCAGCUUCCAGGGUCCCCUUCCCUCCAACCAUUAUCCUAAUCGAAGACGAUUCCUUCAUGGACAAUUGGAAGCUGGAUUUUUGGAAAUCUAGCAUUUACUUGAAAGAGAAUUGUUCUUAUUUAUUGCCACCAGUUAAAUAUUAUGGAAACAUGUCUGCUAACAAUUUGCUUUGUGUAAUUUGUUCUAAUGCUAAUAAGCAACAGCUGGGACACUUCCUGUGGUAAAUUCCUCUGUGGUUACAGUGGUAUCAUCACAUAUGGACUUCACCAAAUCACUGUACUUGAGAAGAACGCUCACUCUGGCUCUCCUAGGCUGCAGGAAAUUCCCCUAACUUAGAAGCAGUUCUGGGCAAAAGUGUAUUUUUAGAGGAGGAUUUUUGCUUUUCUUUGCUCCCUGCUUUUCUAAACAGGGCCCCAGACCUGUGCUCUUAAAAUCCUACAUAGAGAGCCUGGGGUUCUCCUCACACUCAGCAUUGAGCUUGAUUUCCUCCAGAGGAAAAACAGCAAGCAGAGCUAAAGAAUGACCCUUUCCUCCAGGUCAGUGUGCUGUACCCAUAGUUGAUAUGGGGCACAAGAAGGGUGGAGAUGCAUCCGAGAGCCAAGAGCUGCUCAGCAGUUGGUUAAGUAAUGAUAGCUGACAGUGUGGGCAUCUUUCCGUCCAAAGGGUCUAAAUUUACCAGUCGGACUUGCUCUGGGCUGCCAGCCCACCAUUCUCUGCUCUGUAGCUCGACCACAUGACCUGAGCCUUCGAGUUGGUUCCAUCUAUUAGAUGCUUGUUGUAAAGGCCAACACAAACGUCUUCUAUUGAUCGGAUUCUACUUCGGAACACAACCAAAGCCUUGCUUCUCCAAACAGCUCACUAAGGAACAGCAGACCCACACUGGGUGUCAUUUUACAGUAAGCACAUGUGACCAGAGGCUACCUCCAUCAUAAAUGUAGCAUCAUCAAACCUUAGGCAACCUCCACCUCCCCAUCCAGUGCUGGACCGCCUUCCGCACAGCCUGACCGCUUCUCAUUAGGGGGAGUUUACUCCCAUAGGAAGAGGCUUAUUUCUCUGUUGGACAGCUCUGGUUGUGAAAACGUUAUUUCUCAGGGAGACACAGAUGUCUGUGAAUCAGACACAGACGUUUGAGAUGAAGCCAACGUUGCAGUCUUUCUCUUUUUUAACAGAGCUUGUCCAUGCAGUAACCACACCUAUAAUACAAAUUGACAUUGGCGAAUAGAUCCCAGCUCCACUACAUUAGCGUAGAGGAGCAGACAGUGAAUAUCAAUGUGGGACUCAGAUAGGUCAUGGCCAUCAGAUUCAUCAGCCCUGUCCUGAAAAUCUAUCGAAAUUCCUGUGGUCUCACACACACAAAAAAAGGGUGUCCUGGGAGAAUCUUUAGUGUAGUUGUAAAUCUGGCUGUGGUCACAUAAGCAUGUGAGUUACAAAAGUUUGCAUGAACGAAUCUAUAAGUCCAUGCACCUCAUUAACUGGAAAAGAUGCUACGAGACAUGGAAGCCCUAUCUCUUAAUUGUACUCA
Molecule: messenger RNA, 7137 nt
Organism: Balaenoptera musculus (blue whale)
Lineage: Eukaryota; Metazoa; Chordata; Mammalia; Artiodactyla; Balaenopteridae
Gene: SCML4
Product: Scm polycomb group protein like 4
Exons: 8
Coding region: 155-1399 (414 amino acids)
Molecular function (GO): protein binding
Source: RefSeq, a predicted model, not a curated record